GUCGGAAAGCGAGGAGCUCAACUGCAUCGCGGAGCUUACACGAAAGUCAACCGCCCUACGUUGUCAAGCAUCAAGGCUUUUGACUCUACAUAUCGCCAUCGCGACAUCUUGCGACAGCUCUGGCUCUAGGGGACGUACGCGAGGACCUGUGGGUAGCUGCGCUCAUUUUCUCCUCAUAUCCAGCUCUAGCACAGCGCGUUCAAGAUGAGCAUGUUUCAGCAGAAAAAGCCGUAUUCGGCGGUCACUGUGACAAUCGAGAACCUCACUGCCGAGUCUUACGAUGAGGAGGACUUUAGUGGUAUUCCGGAGCUCGUCGAGGUCAUCAAGCUCCAGUCCACGGGCCCCUCCGAGGCUGCUCGCGCGAUACGAAAGAAGCUCAAGUACGGGAGUGUGCAUCGCCAAAUCCGCGCCCUCGUCAUUCUUGACGGGCUCAUCCAGAACGCGGGCCCACGGUUCCAGCGCGCCUUUGCUGACGAGCCGCUCCUCGAGCGUCUUCGCGUCUGCGGUACAUCGGAUCUCUCCGAUCCAGACGUGCGGAAGAAGUGCCGCGAGCUGUUCAGAGAAUGGUCCGCUUUCAAAGACACUCCUGGUCUCCAGAAGAUUGCUGCGCUCCACAGGGAACUACCCAAGAAAAAGGUUGCGGUCACCCAGGAGCGCUCCAAGGUCAUCCGCGAGACGGAGGCGAAUCCUUUCGGUGAUGAAGAGGAAGAGGCCGCACGCGAAGCCGCCCAGCAGAAAGCUUCUGCCAGUGGCCCUUCCCACAAGCCCUCGUCGAGCACCGCCUCUGCCGUAGCGAUGCAGAAGGCCGGCGCUGGGUCGUCUUUCUUCAGCUCGUCAAAGGACAAGAAGAAGGACAAGUCCAAGGGCAAGAGGAAGCCUUUCAAUCUCGAGGCCGAGAAGCCCCAGAUGAAAGCCGUCAUUGCCGAUGCCUCCAUCUCCUCGACGAAUCUGCUCAACACCCUCCAAACGAUCAACCGCGAGACGGAGCGGAUAUCAGACAAUCCCUCCGCGGUGGAGAAGUUUGAGGCCUGCAAGCAACUGCGCCGACGCGUUCUGCGAUAUAUUCAUCAUGUCGAGGACGAGCAUUUCCUCGGCAGCUUGCUGAACGCCAACGAUGCCCUUGUACACGCGCUCAUGUCCUUUGAGCAGAUGGACAACGCGAUCGACGCCGAUAGCGACUCGGACGACGAGCUCGCCGAGCAGGCACAUUUGUAUCGAAUGGCGACCAUGAACAAGAAAGAAGACUCGGGAUCUCCUACUUCAGCUCAGCCUCCUGACCUGGGAAAUCUAUCCAUCUCAACCAAUGCGCAUGCCCCGCCCGUGCCCUCGACGUCGACGAAGCCGAACGCGCCACCGCCUCCCAAGCCGCCUCGCCCUGCAGCUGUGCCCGACGCCGACUCGGAGCCUGAGGACGAAAAUGAUCCAUUUGGCGAUAAGAAUGUCGUGGAGACUCCUGCCUUUGAACAGGGCGAGCCUAGGUGGUGAUAUCUGAGAUGAGAGGACGGGAGCAGAUUGUCUGGUGGGUUGGCCGCAAUUUCGUGCGCACCUGCACGGCGAACUAUGUUCUUCUCAUCAUCUCAGGGUUAUUCAAGGCGCAUGGUGCGAGCUUUCGAGGGGAGCAUGCAGGGGACGCUUCUCACCUCCAAUCUACAAUUGACAGUCUUUGUGUAUAUACCAACCUUCAGGUUGUUCCCGCGCAGAUUAUACAGAUUCUAUGGACAUGAUUACCCAGCGGGGAAGAGAUAA
Emericellopsis atlantica is the source of this 1746-nucleotide messenger RNA. RefSeq lists its product as uncharacterized. The record is from RefSeq and is a predicted model, not a curated record. NCBI's taxonomy places the organism in Eukaryota, Fungi, Ascomycota, Sordariomycetes, Hypocreales, Bionectriaceae. The transcript has 5 exons. Gene Ontology annotation, cellular component: actin cortical patch. Gene Ontology annotation, molecular function: phosphatidylinositol binding; ubiquitin binding. Bases 205 to 1485 code for a protein of 426 amino acids. Gene Ontology annotation, biological process: actin cortical patch localization; endocytosis; actin filament organization.